AUGGAUGUGGAGAACCAGACACGGGUCACCAAGUUCAUUCUGGUGGGGUUUCCUGGGAGCCUGAGCAUGAGAACAGCUGUGUUCCUGAUGUUUCUUGUGGCUUAUAUUCUGACUGUAGCUGAAAACGUGAUCAUCAUCCUACUGGUGCAGCAGAACCGGCCACUACACAAGCCGAUGUACUUCUUCCUUGCCAACCUGUCUUUCUUGGAGACCUGGUACAUCUCUGUGACUGUGCCCAAGCUGCUAUUCAGUUUCUGGUCUAUGAGUAACAGCAUCUCCUUCACUCACUGUAUGAUACAGCUUUACUUCUUCAUUGCACUUAUGUGUACGGAAUGCGUUCUCCUAGCUGCGAUGGCCUAUGACCGUUAUGUGGCUAUUUGCCGCCCAUUGCACUACCCUACUAUCAUGAGCCAUGGGCUUUGUUUCCGCCUGGCUCUUGGUUCCUGGAUCAUUGGCUUUGGCAUCUCUUUGGCAAAGAUCUACUUCAUCUCUCGCCUCAGCUUCUGUGGCCCCAAUGUCAUCAACCACUUCUUCUGUGACAUCUCUCCAGUUCUUAAUCUCUCCUGCACAGACAUGUCCAUAGCCGAGUUGGUGGACUUCGUCUUGGCUCUGGUCAUCUUCCUCUUCCCACUAUCAAUCACUGCUUUAUCAUAUGGAUGCAUUCUGGCCACUGUGUUACGUAUGCCAACAGGAAAGCAGAAAGCCUUUUCCACCUGUGCUUCCCAUCUCGUGGUGGUUACCAUCUUCUACUCAGCCACUAUUUUUAUGUAUGCCCGACCCCGAGCUAUCCAUGCCUUCAACAUGAACAAAGUUAUUUCUAUCUUCUAUGCCAUUGUGACUCCAGCCCUCAAUCCUUUCAUUUACUGCCUAAGGAACCGAGAGGUCAAAGAAGCUCUAAAGAAAUUGAUCUAUUGUCAGGCCAUCCAAUCUGGCUAG
Molecule: messenger RNA, 936 nt
Organism: Rattus norvegicus (Norway rat)
Lineage: Eukaryota; Metazoa; Chordata; Mammalia; Rodentia; Muridae
Gene: Or6b1
Product: olfactory receptor family 6 subfamily B member 1
Exons: 1
Coding region: 1-936 (311 amino acids)
Biological process (GO): G protein-coupled receptor signaling pathway; detection of chemical stimulus involved in sensory perception of smell; signal transduction
Cellular component (GO): plasma membrane; membrane
Molecular function (GO): olfactory receptor activity; G protein-coupled receptor activity
Source: RefSeq, marked reviewed